Molecule: messenger RNA, 1094 nt
Organism: Osmia lignaria (orchard mason bee)
Lineage: Eukaryota; Metazoa; Arthropoda; Insecta; Hymenoptera; Megachilidae
Product: ADP/ATP translocase 4
Biological process (GO): mitochondrial ADP transmembrane transport; mitochondrial ATP transmembrane transport
Cellular component (GO): mitochondrial inner membrane
Molecular function (GO): ATP:ADP antiporter activity
Source: RefSeq, a predicted model, not a curated record
AUUGUGUAACUCAAAAACUGUAUCAAAAAUGAAAGAAAGUAAAAAUGUAAUAAAUGAUGGAUCACAGACUGACCUUACUAAUCAAUAUAGUCGCUUAUCCGCGGCCGCCGAUUUUGGAUUUUCCUUUGCCAUUUCUGGACUCUUGGCGAUGGUGUUUAAAACCAUAGUCGCACCAUUAGAAAGAGUUAAGUUAAUUCUACAGACACAGUCGAGUAGCCGUCAAAUUGGAACGGCAAAAAGAACCGCUUACUCUGGUUUUCUCGACGCGCUCGUUAGAAUACCCAAGGAACAAGGAUUUUUAUCUUUGUGGCGUGGUAAUCUGCUCAGUAUAUGUCGAUACUUUCCAGCGCAAGCAAUUAAUUUUUCCUGUUAUGAUAUUUAUUACAAUGCUUUAUUACAAAUUAUUCAACCAUGGACGGCUUAUAGUCAUAAUCUACUUCCGUUUCUGUCGGGUGGCGCCGUCGGCGUUACGACCUGCAUACUUCUCUUCCCCCUGAAUUUUUGCAAUACCAGAAUAUCCGUAGAUCUCGGAGAUGACAAAUCGGUCAAACGAGAAUUUCUAAAUUUAAGGGACUGUUUGGGUAAAGUUUACAAAAAUGAUGGAGUCAGGGGCUUCUACGAAGGGAUGUCACUCAUGGCAUCCGGAAUGUUUAUUUACAGGGCAGCUUACUUUGGUAUCUACACAAUCUCUAAACGAAUAUAUUUGAACGCAAACUCGUCAGAUUCGACGGUACAAACGAUGCGAACGCCAUUUUUAGUAUCCCUGGCGCUUGCUGAAUUAUCAUCUUUCACUGGAACAAUGAUUUCUUAUCCGCUCGAGACGAUAGCUAGACAGAAAAUGCUUUGGAGCGGACAUGGUUUGAAAAGUUAUGUGACAACAAGACAAAUGAGGGGUUAUCGCUAAUCAGUUGACGACGGUAUGCGGAUCUUUCGUUCUGGUCACAUACGAUUUAAUUAAGGGACACUACGACAUAUUAAAGGAGCCAAAGGCUGCUUCUAAUACUCGAAGGCUAGAUGAUUAAUUAACACGAACACUAACGUCCAUAUACGAAACGUGUACUGACUGUUGAGAAGGAAGUUCAUCUAUAACUGAA